CAAACAAAUGUAAAUUUCCGAUAGUGAUUUGAUAGCAAAUUACUUUUUAAUUACUUCGGUAUUAAAAGCCUUAAAAAUAAAUACUAUGGAAUCCAUUUGGUUUAAACCCGAGUUUUCUAAUGAAAUAAUACAAAAUCCUGAUAUUUUAGAUCAAACACAAAAUGUAAUUACUGAUAUUAUAUCUGGACGAAUUGAAAUAACAACACUAGUUGAAAACAUGGCUGGGGUACUAACAAGCAAAGAGGUUGAUAAUAGAGAAAAAGGAAUGAGAUUUUUUACAAAAAUCUUAACAGAAUUGCCACAAGACUAUUUGUCGGAUAUACAAAUAAAAUUUAUAUCUAAAUUCUAUGUGGAUAGAUUGAAAGAUAACCAUAAAAUCAUACCGGUUGUUUUGGAGGGCUACUUAGCAGUAAUUGAUAUGAAGAAUUACAAUAUGCUUAAUUGUGGUGAAUUCUUUACAACAUUAUUCCGUGAAGUACCUUGCCAGUCACAAGUACGGCAAGAUAGAUAUCAUAUAUAUUUAAUUGUGCAGAAAUUGCUCGAAAAGGAUGUUAACUAUAUAAAAACACUGGGACCAGAUUUUGUGUAUGGAGUUAUAUCAUCUAUUGAAGGGGAAAGAGAUCCUCGAAAUUUGUUAUUCCUGUUUAAUUUUAUUCCUACUUUCCUAAAACAUGUACCAUUAGGACAUUUGACUGAAGAAAUGUUUGAUGUAAUCUCUUGUUAUUAUCCAAUUGACUUCCAUCCAUCACCAAAUGAUCCUGCAGCGGUCACAAGACAAGAUCUGGCUUCAGCUUUGAUACCGUGUCUAUGUGCUGUGCCUGAGUUUGCGGAACAUUGUCUUGUGCUUCUAGUUGAGAAGUUGGAUUCCAGUUUAAGGGUCGCCAAAAUUGAUUCUUUGAAAUUAUUGGCUGAAAGUUGUAAAACGUUCAAACCUGAGAGUUACAAGCCAUUUUUAAAAACUCUAUGGUCAUCAAUACACAGAGAGAUAACACAUAAAACAGAUAAUGAAUUAAAAAUGGCAGCUCAUGAAGCAUUAUCGGCUCUAGUAUCAAGAUUAGCUACAACUGUUAACACGGAUCAAGAAUUUGAAAACUUCGUUAAGGGAAUAAUAAUAUCUAUUCAAACAGCUUUAGCUAGUUCAACAACAGCGUCACAGUUUUCUCAAUCAGGUAAAAUAUUAUUAACCACAGCAAAUGCAUCGAAGGAAUCUUGUUAUUUAAUAGUAAAAUGUAUGGUGCCUGCUAUCGCAGCGUAUUACGAAUUCAAAACAUCAUCGAAAUUACAAAUUGCUAGUAUAGAGUUUCUUGGUGAUCUUUACGAUUUAGCUAAACAUUGGAAUGUUGUAAAAGAAUUAGACGAAAAAAUGGAUGAGAUAUUACAGCUCUGUUUAUUAGCAGUUAGUCAAACAUCGAGCAAUUAUCAAAUAGCUGGAUUCAGAACUAUGAUCAAAAUGGCUGAAGUCUUAAAAUCUAAUUUAAUUCUACCAUUUGUUGAAGUUCUAACUUAUAAUGUACAGCAUUCACAAGAAAGUGAAUUGUUAAAAAUAAGCGUUGAAGCAAUCCAUGCAAUCGCUAUGUACAAUCCAGAAAUAAUAAUGAAUUUAGUUGUCAAAGGAAAAUGUGAAUUGAACAAUUUAAUGGAAGACAAAAUUAAUUUGCAGAAGCGUUUAAAUUUACUAACAAAUUUAGCGAGUAUAGAUGAUUUUACAACAUUAAUAAUUGAAGAGAUGUUGAAAAUAAUAACAGAGAAUGAGGAAAGUGCUCCUAAAGUAGUUGAAGCACUUAAUGAAUCAAUGUCCGAUACAACUUUAUAUACAGAGGAAAAGAUAACAGAAAUCGAAAGUGAUCAUGGUCUUAUAGAUUCAGUUGUAAAUUGGCUAAUGAAAGAGAUUAAAUUGGGAACUUGUGAAGAAUCGUAUAACCAUGGAUUCACAUUAAUAGCGAAUACAAUUAGCAGCUUGCCAGCGGAGAAACAACAUCAAAUAAUAUUAAAAUAUACAAAAGAAUUGAUUGAUUUAUGCAAGACAAAUGAUAUGAAUUUCUUAGUGGUUGAAAGUCUGUAUUUAUCUAUACACGAAAACUUAUAUGACGUUGUUAUAAAAGAUAUUUUGAGUUUAUCUUUGAGAUUAUCUUUGAAUAGUGAGAAUGGUACGGUUAGGAUGAAAGCGUGUGUUUUAGUGGCACAUUUCUUGAAUAAAGCGGAGCAUGGACAGAAGUUUGAUUCGUUAUAUGAAUUGUUGAAGGAUUAUUUGUCAUCUUGUCGAAGAGAUGAUCUGACUUUAUGUCCGAGACUGAUACAACUUUAUGGAUGGAUAACUAAAGCUUUAAUUAUGAGAAGCAGUGGUCAGUUCUUAUUUUGGUUAGAAAAGAUUCUCGUUUCCAUCACAAAUGAAGAUUAUGCCAAAGAGGGCGCUGAAGCUAUCCAUCUUAUAGUUACAGACUUUCAAGAAUAUCUCAGCAGACGUCAGCACUGUAGAAUAACUCCUUUUUACAAACAGAGAAUGUUUCAAUCUUUUUCUAAUUUAACAGCGAAACUUGAUUUAUUGAAUUCACAAGUAAAGGAGUAUUAUUUAUUAAGUUGGGCGUAUAUUUUAGCAAAAACUCCUAAGAGUGUUCUCAACAAUCAUCCCAAUAGAGUUUCAUGUUUAGUUAUAGACGGAUUAGAGUAUGAUAAUAAAGAUUUGCUGUUAGUAAUGCUCGAUGUACUCUGUCACUAUGUGCAAGCGAAACACGUCAUAGUUGCUGACAGCUUACAGACUAUAUUGCCUCGGCUGAUUAAAUUGUCGAAGUAUGUCAAAUCUAUGGAUGUUAGAAUAAAGAGUUUACAGUGUCUAUUUGAAAUAGCUAAAGUAUAUCCAACAUCAGUUCUUUUGCCUUAUAAGCAAGAUGUAUUAUUGGAUAUAGCGCCAUGUCUUGAUGACAAGAAGAGAUUAGUACGCAAUAUGGCGGUGCAAGCGCGUACUCGAUGGUUUUUAGUUGGUGCCCCCGGAGAAAAUAAAGAUAAUUAAUAUUAUUUAUUUGUUAUACAACUCAAAUAAAUAUAUUAUUUGG
Papilio machaon (common yellow swallowtail) is the source of this 3050-nucleotide messenger RNA. It is a transcript of the gene Mms19, whose product is annotated as MMS19 nucleotide excision repair protein homolog. NCBI's taxonomy places the organism in Eukaryota, Metazoa, Arthropoda, Insecta, Lepidoptera, Papilionidae. Gene Ontology annotation, biological process: iron-sulfur cluster assembly. The transcript has 7 exons. Bases 86 to 3007 code for a protein of 973 amino acids. Gene Ontology annotation, cellular component: cytosolic [4Fe-4S] assembly targeting complex. The record is from RefSeq and is a predicted model, not a curated record.